AUGGCCACUACCCAGGCCAUCCAGCACCUCCGCAAACAGCUCAUCGCCGCAACCGGCGACAAGGCAAAGCACCACGUCCGUCUCCCCUCGUCGUCUCUCGUCCUCAUCAGUUGCCGCCCAGUCCUCGUCACCCCGCCCCUCGACAGUGCCGCCAGCGAGCUCCACGUCAUCGCCGUCCUCCUCACGAGCGACCGAGCCCGCGAGCGCGCGACGACCGGUGGCAGCCGCCGACUCGCCUUCGAGGAGGCCGUCUCGAUCCUCAAGCAGCUCAAGGCCGAGGUCGUCGCCACCGACGAGCUCCUGCGGGAAACCAAGAUCGGCGUCACCGUCAACAAGCUGCGCAACAACGACGUCAAGGAGGUCGCCGACCUCGCAAAGGAGCUCGUCCGCAAGUGGAAAGGCGACGUCGGCCAGUCGGGCUCGAAGAAGACUACGACCGCCGCCGCCGGCUCGACCUCGACCUCGACUGCGCCCUCUCCUUCGCCCGCCGCCACGCCCGCUUCUCCCGCCCCGAAAGCCUCGCCCGCCCCUUCCACCUCGUCCGCCACCACCGCCGCCGCCGCCCCAGCAGCGCCCGUCAUCACGACCACGACAACGAUCGCGCCCGGGCCCGACCCCGUCGCGCCCUCGGCCUCGUCCACCGCGCAACCGCCGCCACCGCCGCCCGCCGUGCGGCGCCAGUCGUCGGGCGGGCCGCCGCGGACGCACAAGAGCGACGGCGUCGCGUUCCACGACGGGAGCAAGGGCGACACGGGCGACAAGACGCGGGAAAAGUGCUGCGAGUUGAUCUACGAUGCGCUCGCACAGGACUCGGGGGCCCCGUCGGAGCUCAUCUUUCAGCGCGCGCGCGCGCUCGAGAAGCACGUAUGGACCCAGAACCCGCCGCCCGGCGGCACGGCGACGUACCGCAACCGCAUGCGGUCCUUCUACCUCAACCUCAAGGCGGCCAACAACCCGUCGCUGCGCGAGGACGUCGUCAGCGGCGAGAUCAGCAUCGUCGCCCUGUACGACAUGGACCCCAAGGACAUGGCGUCUGACGAGCGCAAGGCUGAGAACCGCAAGCUCGUCGCCGAGAACCUGUUCAAGGCGCAGGCGGCCGCGCCGCAGCAGGCCGAGACGGACGCGUUCCAGUGCGGCAAGUGCAAGCAGCGCAGGUGCAUGUACUACCAGAUGCAAACCCGGUCUGCCGACGAGCCCAUGACGACUUUUGUCACCUGCCUUGCGUGCACGAACCGCUGGAAGUUCUCGUGACGAACGACGGCGGAACGGCGGGAGGAGAGGGAGGAAGAGGAGGACUUGGUCGUUUUUCGCCGGCCAGCUUCGUUCUGCAGCAGCUUUGUCGAUGCACUCGCUCUCUCUCGGACGCAAAGAGACCAAGACGAGUACAACAGU
Messenger RNA from Rhodotorula graminis WP1, 1392 nucleotides. RefSeq lists its product as uncharacterized. The record is from RefSeq and is a predicted model, not a curated record. Gene Ontology annotation, cellular component: nucleus. Gene Ontology annotation, molecular function: RNA polymerase II transcription regulatory region sequence-specific DNA binding; zinc ion binding. NCBI's taxonomy places the organism in Eukaryota, Fungi, Basidiomycota, Microbotryomycetes, Sporidiobolales, Sporidiobolaceae. Gene Ontology annotation, biological process: transcription elongation by RNA polymerase I; transcription antitermination; regulation of mRNA 3'-end processing. The transcript has 8 exons. Bases 1 to 1251 code for a protein of 416 amino acids.